Molecule: messenger RNA, 994 nt
Organism: Triticum aestivum (bread wheat)
Lineage: Eukaryota; Viridiplantae; Streptophyta; Magnoliopsida; Poales; Poaceae
Product: F-box/LRR-repeat protein At2g42720-like
Exons: 1
Coding region: 37-966 (309 amino acids)
Molecular function (GO): protein binding
Source: RefSeq, a predicted model, not a curated record
CUCUCACAUCUCAGUCGUUGGUCAUCGCUCACGAAGAUGCCCCCGCACCGGCGCCGGCACGUAGACCGCCUGAGCGCUCUGCCGGACGAGGUGCUGGAGCGGAUCCUCUCCCACCUCCCUUCCAACGAGGCCACGCGCACCACCUCGCUGUCCCGCCGGUGGCGCCGCGUCUCCGACGGCGUGCCGGUCGUGGACCUCGUCGACCGCAAGACGGACCGCCGGUGGCGGGGAAUCAGCCUCCCCGUGUGCUUCGACAGCAAGGUGACGGGCGCCAUCUUCUCCAAGGGCCCCACCACGCCGAUCCGUGUCCUCCGGCUGCACGCGCGCCAGCCGCCGGACGACCUGCUCGACGGCUGGAUCGCCACCGCCGCCUCCUCCGGCGCCGAGGAGAUCGACCUCGCGCUGCAGUACCGGCACUACUCCCGCCGCAGGCUCUGCCCCUUCGGCAGCUGCUUCGGGAAGGCCGACUUCGGGGAAGACGUCAGGGGCAGCUACACCAAGACGACGCGCCAGCUCUUCCGGUGCGCCACGCUGCGCCGCCUGCGCCUGGCCAACUGGACGCUCGACCUGCCCUGGGGCGUCGUCGUCGCCGCGUCGCUCCAGACGCUCUGCCUAAAGCGGAUCAUGGCGCGUGCCGCGGUGCUGCAGCAGCUGGUCUCGAGCUGCCCGCACCUCGCCGAACUGACGCUCGAGGAGUGCCCGACCGCCACCACCAUCACCGUGUCCAGCGACCGCCUCCGGAGCUUCGCCAUGGUCUGCUGCCACAACGCCCGGCGGGUCGUGCUGCGAACACAGUGCCAGCGGUCCCUACGCUACAAGGGCGGCCUCCCUUCGGACACCAUCCUAGACGUCCCCAACUACGGCGAGGUGGUGGCGCUGACCAUCGAUAUCUGUGAGGACCUCACAAGCAAAGCACCAAUGGAAAUCGCUCCAGUCUUGAGCUCAUCAGCCGGUGCAAGAAGCUGACGUACCUUCACCUCGAGCUGCGCCCCUC